UCUAGAAUCGCCCUGCGAUUGUGAUUAAUGCGUCUGGAAGAACCAUACGUUGAUGCAGCCGCCUAACAACUGCCCAAGGUCGCGAGGUAUUGUAAGUAUCAGCCAGAUGUUACGCCACCCGCAGACACGGCGUACACUAAUGAUAGAUCUGCGCUCAGCCAACGUAACUUGAAGUCAUACUUCCUUCACAUUUGCCAUGGACGCUGUUGAAAAAGCCAACACAGCGAGACAAAAGCGAUGGGUGAAAGACCGGAAAGUCGGUGAAGGUACAUACGCUGUCGUGUACCAAGGCCGAGAGGCAUCAACAAGCCGCAAAGUCGCCAUCAAGAAGAUAAAAGUUGGUCAAUUCAAAGAUGGGCUCGACAUGUCUGCUAUUCGAGAGGUCAAAUAUCUACGAGAGCUUCACCACCAGAAUGUUAUCGAGCUUUUGGACGUCUUCUCUUCAAAAACGAAUCUUAACCUGGUGCUGGAAUUCUUGGAUAGCGACCUUGAGAUGAUAAUCCAGGACCGGUCGCUCGUCUUCCUUCCUGCCGAUAUCAAAGCAUGGAUGGCGAUGACCUUGCGCGGGCUGGAAUUUUGCCAUAGAAAUUUUAUGCUUCACCGAGAUCUGAAGCCCAACAACUUACUCAUUGCAUCGGAUGGACAACUCAAAAUAGCUGAUUUCGGUCUAGCAAGAGAUUUCGCAGACCCGGGGCAUAAAAUGACAUGUCAAGUCAUCACUCGAUGGUACCGACCACCAGAGCUGCUAUUUGGCUGUCGGUAUUAUAGCUCGGCGGUCGACAUAUGGUCCGUAGGCUGCAUAUUUGCAGAGCUCAUGUUGAGAACGCCGUACCUUCCCGGUGAGAGCGACAUGGAUCAACUCAAAACCAUCUUCCGGGCACUCGGAACCCCCACAGAAGAGGACUGGCCCGGCCACACCAAACUGCCAGAUUAUGUGCCGGUUGGACAAUUCCCAAGAACGCCCCUUCGCGACCUCUUCACUGCCGCUUCUGGAGAUACACUUAAUCUUCUUAGCAGGUUUCUCGUGUAUGAGCCUCGAAAGCGCAUAAGCGCAAGAGACGCUCUCAACCACGCAUACUUUUUCGCCCUGCCACAUCCGUCACAUCCCUCCAAGCUACCUAAACCUGCUUCUCAAACAUCCCGCCCUCUCGAAGAACUCGAUGUUAACGUUAACAUGGCCGGUGUAGGGUCAGGCGUCAAAGCCGCUGCACCCAACAAGCUCAAACGAAAAUUGACCUCUCCCGAUGGCACCGACCUGAGACCACUCGCUCGCAGAUUAGACUUCACUCAACAUGCGAAAAACUCGUGAUCACUGCGUUGACAACCAAUGACUAGUAAUGACUUGGACUCCCAGUAGAAACCGCGUAUGGUGUGAGACGACGAGAACGGACGUCAUCUGCUUUAUUUUCUUCGUUAGGAAAAUAUCGGAGCACAACAUAUGUCGUCGAGGCGCAUCACAUAUACUGCAUGCCGGGGCACGUUCUCCUCUGACGACAUAAGAUUUUUCUUCGACUUUCAGAUAAAUCUUAUCCCACCAUAUGAUGUAGUACAGUAGAACGAAUUGAUUCAUAUGACGUGCUA
Suillus fuscotomentosus is the source of this 1581-nucleotide messenger RNA. RefSeq names its product Pkinase-domain-containing protein. NCBI's taxonomy places the organism in Eukaryota, Fungi, Basidiomycota, Agaricomycetes, Boletales, Suillaceae. Gene Ontology annotation, molecular function: RNA polymerase II CTD heptapeptide repeat kinase activity; ATP binding; cyclin-dependent protein serine/threonine kinase activity. The record is from RefSeq and is a predicted model, not a curated record. Gene Ontology annotation, biological process: protein phosphorylation; positive regulation of transcription by RNA polymerase II. The transcript has 9 exons. Gene Ontology annotation, cellular component: transcription factor TFIIH holo complex; transcription factor TFIIK complex; cytoplasm. Bases 197 to 1309 code for a protein of 370 amino acids.